AUGGUCACCAGUGCAUCAAUAGCUAUCUCGUUGAAGGUUGGAGAGUUCUCUAUUCCCGUAUGGAAUACCGAUCAUGUCGGUCUCAGAGUCCCACAGGCAUCGGAGUACCCCCUCAUGCCCGAAGAGUUGGUCUCUUAUACAGCCAUGCAGAGUGCUGACCUCCAGAACGCUACAUUGCCGAAGGCUGCGGAUGAGCUAUGGCAACCGAGUCCACCACUUCGUCGACAGAUCAGAGACUAUAUUCAGGCCAACCAGACACCUGAUGGGGAGGUCAAUGCGACGUUCUGUGUGACUUGGGAGUUUGGUCACUCCCAACCUGGCAGUGUACGGUCCUCGGGCUAUCAUUGCGUGCAGUCAGUGGAGCCGGCGCAGCAGCUUCUGGAUGCGAUGGCCUUGGUGAACGGUAGCCAGCUACAUAUAGACGGGCUCUUACCUAGGGCGCUUUAUCUGAAUGGCCCAUGGGCAAGCCCUCCAGGGUCAUUUCGCCAGUUCACCAACGUAUCGUUGAAGGUUGAAGAGGAGGAUUCUCAGAUAUGGUGGUCUCUGGCUGAGAACCCCACAUUGGCGGUGGUCAGUGAGAGGGCGGUGCCGCCCAGUGCUGGAGGAGGUGCAUCGGCAUCCUCAACUCUCAGCGUCAUCAGCCUCUAUGUGGGCGUGGUUCUCACUAUAGGACGCUUCUUCAGGCUGGUCAUCCAAGACAGCAGUAAACGCAUCAUGUUUGAGGAGCUCCCAUCGGUAACGUAUCUCCUUCAGCUCUGUCAAGGAGUUCAGAUCGCUCGUAUGCGCACUCACUAG
Molecule: messenger RNA, 795 nt
Organism: Perkinsus marinus ATCC 50983
Lineage: Eukaryota; Perkinsozoa; Perkinsida; Perkinsidae
Exons: 1
Coding region: 1-795 (264 amino acids)
Biological process (GO): cellular response to mechanical stimulus; detection of mechanical stimulus; regulation of membrane potential
Cellular component (GO): membrane
Molecular function (GO): mechanosensitive monoatomic ion channel activity; monoatomic cation channel activity
Source: RefSeq, a predicted model, not a curated record